AAGAGAGAGAGAGGGUAUAAAAGUAAUUUGGGAAGAGCAAGUGUCCGUUUAAAGAAACAGUUCAAAAAUAAUGGCAAAGGGGUAAUGCAGCUGAGCGGCCAUGGCGUCGUCGGCCUUCCGCUCUGCAAGUUUUAGAGAGAGAAAGAGGAAAUAAAGUGAUUAUGAUGAAUCACGCCAACACCCACUUUUCUGAAUCCCUCAAUAAAGCAAAAGACCAAAAGAAAAGCAGAGAAUAUAAACGCAAUUCAACAAAAGUUUCUGCUUAGAUUCUUCUCCAGACUUUCUUUCGCUUCAUAUGGCCCCUGCCCAUCAUUCCUGAAUUGUCCUAAAGUAAAGAUUUGUGCUUUCUUUCGCAUCGUUCCUUGCCUUUUUCUGAGUUUGUGAAAAAGAUUGGAUUUUUGAAGAAUUUUUCAAAUUUCGCGUGUUCUCUCUGCCAGAGACGACGAAUUGACCCACUUUUUCUUCUAGAAAGAAGAAGGAAAGCAAGAUAACACCUCCAUUUGUGCUACUAUACUAGGAAUGUUCAAAUUAGUGGUAGUAGUAGUAGUAGUAUAUUCUUUUACAUAUUCAAACCUUUCAAGAACUUCGCCAUCCACUCUCUGGAAAAUCCCACUUUGUUUCUUUCCAUGAAUACCGCAUUAAUUCUCAACUAGUUCGAUUUCUAUUACCGUAGUUGAUUAAAUUGAUCGAAAAAAUGGGUAGUGGUGUUGGAGGAGGAGGAGGAGGGGGAGUGGAGGUGAUAACCGGCAAGGGGUGUUCAAGGCUAUUUCUUGAUUUUUCUUCCUCAUUCAGGGGCAUCUCAUCAUUUUCCUUGGAGCCCUUUUCUCCUGCCUCCUCUGUCUCGGCAGUUUCUGAUUCUCCGGUUAAAGUUGUUAAGUCCACCGGACCGUUUUCUGGCCUUGUCAUUUGCGUAACUGGGCUAUCUAAAGAAACAAGGAAACAGGUGAAGGAAGCAACAGAGAGGUUGGGAGGUCAAUAUAGUCCUCAUCUCCAUCCUCAUUGCACUCACUUGGUGGUUCAGAGCUUCCAUGGACGUAAAUUUGAGCAUGCCCUGAAACAUGGGGAGGCCAAUGGUUUGUUCCUGGUAACAAUUGGCUGGUUUGUCGAUAGCGUCAGAAGGAAUGUUAGAUUGAAUGAAAUGCUCUACAACGUUAAUAACAAUGGUGAUAAUGGUAUCCCAAAUGAAGACUUGAAGAGGGUGGAUCAGAACUCUGGUGCUGAGAAUUCUUGUCUUCCUGUUGGUUUGCUUAUGCAUAACAAACAAGCUGGGAUGAUUGAAACACCUCGCUUGCAGUUUUCAGAAAGGGAGGCUAAAAGACAAACUGUGGUUUCAUCCUUGUCUGGCCACUCCUUUUAUGUUGACGUAGAUGUCCCUAUUGAACUUCGCAGUAAGGUUGCUGAGGCUCUCUCUGCUGAAGGUGCUAGCUUACUGGAUCAGUGGUUUGUUGGCUGCCAUGCUACUCAUGUAGUGUGUGAAGGACCUUCUGUAUGGAAAUAUCUAGGGGAUUCAAGUAAUCUUGUCACACCACUAUGGGUUCUGAAGUCUGCAAAAGAAAAAUUCCUACAAAGACUUGUCCACUUAUCCCCUGAUUUGGCAAGGUUUACUGGAGCAAUGCUUGAGACUUUCCAGCAUGGUAUUUCCAAGGAGGAACCUACUGCAGUUACUAGUUCUGGAAAUGUACCUAGUUCUGUAAUUAAAGUCGGUCAUGAAGAAAGGCAAAUGAGGGUGAACCUGGCUAAAGAUGGUGUCAGAAAGCGCCGAAACCGUCGAAUGCAGACAUGCCAAACUCCAAUACGUCCAAUAACCCCAGGCAGCCUUUUGGACUCCAUUUGCUGGUCAAUAUCUGAGCCAACCUCGACUGCUUCUAUUUAUACAGAGUCGUCAAGUGUUGGAUAUGCAAAUGAAGACCAGACUUCUGUCUUCUUUGAUGCAAAGGAAGAUGGAAAGGAAUCUGAAACUUCAUUUGUGAACUUAUCUCGACCUCUUACAGAAAGUGAGAAGUCUGAGUUAAUAUUCAAGGGGCAUUUUCUCACCAUCAUGUUCCCAGUUGACCGAUUUUCGGAGAUGGGCCCCAGUUCAAGAACAUUCUUCAGCAGUAAAGGCUUUACUUGUUUGCAGGUGUUGGAUUAUAUCUAUGCGUUUUACCAGGAGAAUAUGUCAGCUGAGGAGAUAGAAAUUGCUAUCCACACAGACUCAAGGCAUGCUGACCGGCUCCGAUCUGCUUACUCCAGCAAGGAGACAGCUAAACGUGGUCAUGUAGAAUUCAAGCGGAUUGAUUUUCUUGGUAGUCGCAAGAGUUUUGAAAUGUUGAAACGUGUACCAGGCGACAAUAGUAGCAACGUCUAUGAGUUAUUGAUGAGAGCAUGAGUUCCAUAUUGUGGAACUCAGUCGGCCCGUCCUGUCGGGGUUCAAACUCGUGGGCGUGUAACAAAAACAUGAUCUCAAUAUUUCCAACAAGGGAUAUCGGUUGUUCAUAUCACGUAAUAGAGAUGCAACGCUACAUGUUGUGUUUCCACACUGUUCAUAAUCAUCAAAUGUAUAGCAGCAUAAGAAAUGGAGUUGGCUUCUGAUUGCUUUUGUGUGGAUUUCACGAUUUUUGCCUUCA
This is a messenger RNA of Sesamum indicum (sesame), 2606 nucleotides long. RefSeq names its product BRCT domain DNA repair protein. Lineage: Eukaryota; Viridiplantae; Streptophyta; Magnoliopsida; Lamiales; Pedaliaceae. The record is from RefSeq and is a predicted model, not a curated record.